AUGGAUAAACGAGGUCGUAAACCAAUGAAAGUUGAUUCCAAUACACAAUUAGAAAAGAGUCGUGAAAGUACUCGACAAUGUCGUCGUAGAAAAAAACUUCGUUAUGAAUAUUUAGAAGAACUUGUUAUUGAUCGAGAAAAAGCAAUUAUUAAAUUACAUGAAGAAUUACAACGUCUUCGUUCAGUUUGUCAACAAAUAGAUCAACAUAUGGAAUAA
Messenger RNA from Rotaria sp. Silwood2, 216 nucleotides. The record is from the annotation of a GenBank genome assembly. NCBI's taxonomy places the organism in Eukaryota, Metazoa, Rotifera, Eurotatoria, Philodinida, Philodinidae.